Molecule: messenger RNA, 626 nt
Organism: Tarenaya hassleriana
Lineage: Eukaryota; Viridiplantae; Streptophyta; Magnoliopsida; Brassicales; Cleomaceae
Product: biotin carboxylase, chloroplastic-like
Exons: 4
Coding region: 33-512 (159 amino acids)
Source: RefSeq, a predicted model, not a curated record
UGGCGAACAGAGGUGAAAUUGCAGUCCGUGAGAUGGGGAUUUCUUAUGUAGCUUCCUAUUCAACCAAAGAAAAGGAUGCCCUUCGUGUGAAACUGGCUGAUGAAGCAGUUUGCACCGGCAAGUCUCCCAGCAGCCAAUCUGAGGAGCCAGAGGAGUUUGUAAAGUUGCUGCAGGAUUUCAGAAAUGGGAAAGUUGAUAAAGCUUUCAUUGUGAAGCACGAAGAGGAGUUAGUCGCUCCUGAGGAUAUCGUAGCAGUGAAAUUCAGCUGCUGCUUAGAAGAAGCAAAUGAUGGAACUUCCCAUUUUUUUGGUCAGUCUUUUAUGUGUUUCUGUGUUAGCAUUUUGCAGAGUCUUGGAAUAAAAGUAGGACGUUUCUGUUUGUUUCUGCCUUUUUUCACAUUCUGUUUGGGAACUUUGUUCGCUGGUUUUGGUGAAUCAUUUGGUUUAAUAUGCAAAAAUGUUGAACAUCAAAAGAGCCCUUCAUUCAUGGAACCAGAGAGUGACAAACUCUAAACCCUAAAAGAUAAUCCCUAAAAACCCAAAUGCCCAAAGCCGAAGAAACACAAAAUUCAACCCACAUGGAAAACCGGAAAAUUUUCACUGGGUUUGAUCAGAGUCAACACACGA